AUGGUCAUCCUGGCAGAAGCUUGUGUCGCUGCCGCUCUCGCAACCGACAUCCACAUCGGAACAUCGAAUAUGGCCGUAGUGCCACCACAAGGAUGUGAGCACUGUUCAAGAAGCCAGAUCAAAGAGCUGGGCUCUGUGGCCAGAGCUGCCAAUCAGACGUACUUGACAAGAUCCGAGUUGGAUACGACGCUGUUGGUCCUCAAUAUCCGCGCCGACGAUACCGCCCAAGCUGAGAAUAUUCAAACGGUCUUAUGGACACUAGUCGUUCUCUCAGCAGUGUUUCUUGGAUUGAGGAUAUACUGCAAGAUAUCCUACACGUACACAAAGAUCCGAAUCGAGGACAUUAUCCUGGUUGCCUCCUGGCUGGUCCUAGCAUCAGAUGCCGCCCUCAAUGAGUUCAUCAUCAAAUCCCGAUUCGGCCGACCCGACUUCCCUAUUACCGUCGACAACAUUACAGUAUUAGCUAUCGUCGGUCUUUCUUCCAUCACGUGCUCUUUUGUCGGUCAAGUCUGGAGCAAGACUGCGUUCGCUAUAUCGCUAUUACGAAUGUGCGAUGGGUGGAAAAAGGCCUUUGUGUGGUUUUCCAUCAUUUCCAUGAACGUUCUCUUUGCAUUUUCCUCCUUGUCGUUUUGGGUUGGGUGUGUACCGUUGGAGAAGAGAUGGAAGCCAUUCGCGGAGGGAACCUGCUACGAUCUCAAGUGGGUUGUUUCAUUCGGAAUCUUCGUUAGUGUAUACUCUGGCCUCCUCGACAUCGCCUUAUCAAUCAUCCCAUGGCUCAUUCUUAUGCGGCCCAGGCCGGCCGAGGAGUCAUCUGGUCUGACUUUGAGCAGGAAGGAGAAGAUCGGUGUAUCUGUGGCUUUGAGUAUGGGAAUGUUGGCCGGAAUAGCGGCGUUUGUCAAAGCAUCAUAUAUGCGCUCAGUAAAUGAUACCACUGGUGAUUUUUCUCAUGGGGGAGCAGAGUUGGCCGUUUGGGCCGGGGCUGAGACAGCCAUUACGAUCAUGGCAUCGACUAUUCCCGUAUUGCGUGUUCUGCUGCGUGACACAGCAAUCAAGACUAAGUAUCUUCCCGAAGCUAUCAAAAUGAGGGUUCGGAGCACUGUUAGGAGGUCGGAGAGAGCAUCAGAAAGACCUGUGGCGCAACCUGAGGAAGACAAAAUUCCUAUUGUCUCGUCAGGCGCCUCAAUGUCUACUGCUGGUGCCUCUUCCACAUCAUCGGGCUCAACUGUGGACUCACAGAAGACAUUGAUAUCCAAAACACCGGAUAUCCGGAAGAAAUGA
Molecule: messenger RNA, 1278 nt
Organism: Colletotrichum tamarilloi
Lineage: Eukaryota; Fungi; Ascomycota; Sordariomycetes; Glomerellales; Glomerellaceae
Exons: 6
Coding region: 1-1278 (425 amino acids)
Source: RefSeq, a predicted model, not a curated record